AUGGAUUCCGCCAGGAAGCUGCAGAAGUCAUCGUCCCAUGGGAACUCGGGGCGGAACCCGCGGGGCCGUCCCUCAACGCAUGUGGAGCAGAAUAGACAGUACGAAUUUCGACUCACGCGCGCAGAUGUGGAGGCGGCAUUUGCGUUUUUUGAUGUACAGAACAAAAAGGAUUUAAAACCACGCGACCUGAAGGCGCGCCUCACUGCCUUUUACCCUAACAUGACAAACAGGGAGCUGAAAUUCCUCCUGGAGUCUGCGGAUGGUAACUUUACGGUGGAGACGCUAUGGGGCAUCAUUGAUAACUACCAUGCGAUGUACACAUCAACAGUGACGGCGGAGAAUUUGACUUUUGAUCCUGUGAAGGAGGCGUUUAAAAUUUACGACCCGCAAGGUCGCGGUGUUGUGGAUGUGGAGGUGUUGGCGGAUAUCAUGAAGCGCAUUGGAUUGGGUGAGCUCUCGCAGGAGGAGUUAGAGCUGUUGAUCCAAACUGCCGACUUUGAUAAGGACGGGAAUAUCAGCCUUGAGGACUUCCGCAAUCUUUUGAAAAUCGGCAGGUAG
Messenger RNA from Trypanosoma cruzi, 558 nucleotides. RefSeq lists its product as uncharacterized. The coding region runs from base 1 to 558 and encodes 185 amino acids. The transcript has a single exon. Gene Ontology annotation, molecular function: calcium ion binding; enzyme regulator activity. The record is from RefSeq and is a predicted model, not a curated record. Lineage: Eukaryota; Euglenozoa; Kinetoplastea; Trypanosomatida; Trypanosomatidae.